AUGUCGACUGAAGCUGCACCAGAGAAGUCAGGCCAAGGAAACACGGUUAAUGGGAAGUCCGGCCACGAGUCCAGAAAGGAGCGGUCAUCAAAACGUGGAGGCGGCAGAUUCGAGCCCUAUGGAAACCCUUCCAAGAGAUACCGUGUUUUUGUGAGCAACAUUCCCUAUGAUGUCAAAUGGCAGGCACUGAAAGACCUCAUGAAGGACAAAGUGGGUGAGGUAACGUACGUGGAACACUUAAUGGACGCGGAAGGCAAAUCAAGGGGUUGUGCGGUGGUUGAGUUCCGAACCGAAGAACUAAUGAAAAAGGCUGUGGAGAAGGUCAACAAACACGUAAUGAAUGGCCGUCCCCUGAAAGUGAAAGAGGACCCAGAUGGAGUGAUUGCCCAGCGUGAAGCCCAUAGGGCUCAAGGUGGUGGUGGUGGAGGACCUCCCGGUGGCAUGGGUGGUGGAAUGGGUAUGGGACCUGGGCCUGGUGGUCCCCCUAUGGUAAACAUCCCUCCAAGUCUCAUGAACAAUCCAAAUAUUCCCACUGAAAUCAUCCACGGCCUCCAGGCUGGCAAGAUUGGAAGCACUGUCUUUGUGGCAAAUCUUGAUUAUAAAGUGGGCUGGAAGAAGCUGAAAGAGGUGUUCAGCAUGGCUGGGGUGGUGGUCCGUGCUGAUAUCCUCGAGGACAAGGAUGGCAAGAGCAGGGGCAUGGGGACGGUCACCUUUGAGAUGCCCCUUGAAGCAGUGCAAGCAGUCUCUAUGUUCAAUGGACAGCUCCUGUUCAAUCGAACAAUGCACGUUAAGCUGGAUGAGAAGUCCUUGCCAAAGGGUGACUUUGCACCACCUGAGAGACCACCUGCACUGCCUCGUGGUCUGAGUGGAAUAGGUCUGGGACUAGGACCUGGUGGGCAACCCAUCGAUGCUGCCCAGCUGAACAGAGGUGGUGGGAUGGGCAGUAUGGGGCCUGGAGGAAUGGAUGGAAUGGGAUUUGGUGGCAUGAGUAGAAUGGGAGGCAUGGAUAAUUUUGGAGGUGGAAUGAACAACAUGGAUCGGUUUGGGCCUUCUGGAAUGGCACGAAUGAAUGAUAUGGAUCGUGGAAUUGGAGCUGCCUUUGACAGAGAAUUUGGUGGCCGUAAUGAGAUGGGCAUGUCCCGCAACAACUUUGGAGACUCCUUUGACAGAGGAAUGGGUAGCAGUUUGGCUAUGGAUCGUAUGAGCUCUGGCAUGGACAGGCUUGGCGCCACCAUGGAUCGCAUGGCUGGCCUGGACCGAAUGGGGAUGGACCGGAUGGACAGAGUCUCUGAUCUGGACAGGCUGGGUUCCGGCUUUGACCGUAUGGGCUCAGGCUUGGACCGGCUGGGGCCCAGUAUGGACAGGCUGGGAUCUGGCCUGGACCGUAUGAGCUCCAGCAUGGACCGCCUGGGUCCUGCUGGCUUUGACCGGCUCGGUCCCUCCAGCCUUGAGCGCAUGAGUGCAGGCAUGGAUUUCGCCUCUCCCAUGGGCAUGGACAGAAUGAACGCCAGCCUUGACCGCAUGGGCUCCAACUUUGACCGCAUGGGCUCUGGUGGGCUCGACCGCUUCCCUGCCCCAGGCAUGGACCGCAUGGGCUCCAGUCUGGACCGCAUGGGUUCUGGUGGUGUGGGAGGACAGUUUGACAGAGGUGCAGAUAUGGAUCGUGGUAACUUUGGCAGCUUUGGUUCAGCAGGACAGGGAGGGCCGGGAGCUGGAGCCAAUGCCAGGAAAGGCUGUCAGAUCUUUGUUAGAAACCUGCCGUUUGAUUUUACUUGGAAGAUGCUGAAGGAUGCCUUCAAUUCAUGUGGCAUUGUACAGUAUGCCGACAUCAAGAUGGAGAAUGGCAAGUCCAAGGGCUGCGGCGUGGUUCGCUUCGACAGUCCUGAGACAGCAGAGCGGGCUUGCCGCACCAUGAACGGAUAUCGGCUGAACGGCAGGGAGAUCGAUGUGAGGAUCGACAGAAACGCAUAAUCCUCCAGUGAUACCGUCCCAGAUCUGCUUCCUCCAGCUUUUGAAGAUUUUGUUCUUCACAUUUGUACUAGUGCAAAAAUGUUGUUUUAGUUUUUGCCUGCUUAAAAUCUUUUUUUAGAGACCAAAUUUUUAUUUUUUCUUUCUUACCCUCCCCACUUUUAUUGUUAUGCUUUUCAGUAAUGGCCUUUGUUAAAGGCUUAUCAAUAAAUCUGAAAUGUAGAGACAAUAUUGCACAGUUUUCCAGUUUUGGUGUUUUUAAAAAUGACAUUUUGUAGAAAUGCUUAAUUACAUUAUGCAUAGAAGGGAAAUGUUAAGUUGGGGGAAUGUUGCAUUGAAAUGUUCAUGUCUUAGUGGGAUCAAACAUAGUUAACAAGCAUAUUCAGCAGAUCUAGGCUGGUAUGAACAUUUCACAAUCCUGCAAGUUUUCAACUUUGCCCAGAACCGUUUUGUCUGAGCUAGAGCCCUUCUGCCCAGUAAUGAUCAGUUUAUGAAUUUGGCCUAAAUACAUUGAACACUGCCCUAAACCACAGUAAGAGCAUCUAGCAUAUUUGACAGUUUUUGCUGGUUGCUGCCCUGAUGUUUGUUUAUAAAAACAAAGUUGUCAUUGGUGUAAUUUGGGUUGAACCGUGGAAAAAUCCUUACAGUUUUGUGUCGGUGCUGAUUUCAGUGGUCAUUUAGGAACUUAGUUUUAGUAUCAGAUUUAAAAUGCUUAAAAAAGAAGCCCUGAUUGAAUACAAGAGCAGUUAGUGCAGCUGGUUAGGGAAAUUGGGGGGGGGACUAGUGCAUAGUGACUACUGUCAUUUCAAAGUGUACGUUUCCUUCUGAUCUGUUUGAAUAAACUUGUAUUUUAUUUAGAAGGUUAUACAUGCCAUA
Messenger RNA from Colossoma macropomum (tambaqui), 2844 nucleotides. RefSeq names its product heterogeneous nuclear ribonucleoprotein M (gene hnrnpm). Lineage: Eukaryota; Metazoa; Chordata; Actinopteri; Characiformes; Serrasalmidae. The coding region runs from base 1 to 1971 and encodes 656 amino acids. Gene Ontology annotation, biological process: alternative mRNA splicing, via spliceosome; regulation of mRNA stability involved in response to oxidative stress. The transcript is spliced from 16 exons. Gene Ontology annotation, cellular component: post-mRNA release spliceosomal complex; nucleus; cytoplasm. The record is from RefSeq and is a predicted model, not a curated record. Gene Ontology annotation, molecular function: mRNA binding.